AAUGUAUAAUGCAUAAUAAUACCCUUUGAAGUUAUUCUAGUAGGUAACAAAACUACAGUGAAUACCAUUUGACAUUUUAUAGACAACCAUUAAAUGCCAAUUAUCAGAUAGAUUUAUAAUUUUAAGAAAGAAUGAAAAAAAAAACGAAUUUUUAGAGAAGAAGAAUAGUAAUAAAAUAAAUUGGAUUAUGGUAAAUCCCAAUUAAGGACGAUACUAAUUUAGCGUAAUCCUGAAAUUCAAUCAUCACCUACCAUCUUUCAUUCAUCACCAAAUUCAUCAACGAAUUAUGAACCUUCUUCAAUUCAUCGUCCCUUAGAAAUCCCAUGAAUUCCUCCUCCGCCGCUCCCUAUAUGUAUCCCGGCAGACAACAACAGGAACACCACCCGCCAUAGUAGUAGUCAGUAGUAGCGUGUGAGUGUGUGUAUUAUGAGCCGUAGCUCUCAGAAUUUGAAAGGAUUGUUCGUUCCCAGGCCUCCCCGUUAUUCUCCCGCUCUUCCUCCUCCUCCGCCGCAAUUCGGCGCUUACACCACCGCCUCUUCCUUCUUACUCCUCCGGAAAGCCAGUACUACCCUGGUCUCCUUCCUCAAGGGUUUUGCUUCUAAAACCCUUCGUUUCUUGUAUUCCUCUAUGGAGUAUCCCUCACCGUUCACCUUCCCCGGGGGCACCAACUACUCUUUUGAUCGUUAUGAAAACUCCUCUUCUUCGUCCCCCAUUGGAGAACCCCUCUUUUUGGUCUCCCUCAGGUGGUGGGAUGACGUCAAAGCCGCGGUGACCGGCGGGGAGAUUUUUGGAGUUCAGUAUAAUGUGACCUCCUCCGUCAGAAAGAAGAAGCUCGAUAAGAAUGGCUUUUCAGCGGCGGUGGAGUCGGAGAUUGUUCUUGGCAUGAACAGAGCAGACGAAGCUGCGAAUGGCACCGGUUAUGGGGAUGGAGAUCUUCAUAUUGCAUUGCUUCCUGAGUGGAUGUUUUUGAAAGCUUAUAAACGGCACAAUGAUGCAAAGGAUGCUGAAAAUCCGGGAGUGCUAGUGUACAUGCCAGAUUUGUUCUCCCUAAAAAUCCGGCUUUCGUUUUCAUGUACAACACAUUCAUUGCUUAUCAGGAUCAACCAAAAGGACAACGAGGAUAGAGCUUUUGAUCAGGCCGCCAGUAUUUUUGCCGUUGAGUCUGGCUUGUUUGAUAUUUGGGAUUUUUCGUCGGAGAUAAGCCAACUCUUUACAAUAGACAAGAAGUUGGUCAGAGAUCUGGAUCAGCCAGAAGCAGAGUUUCGGGACUUGCAAAUUUAUGGGCUUGUUGAGGCUAGAGAAUUUAGAAGGGAGAAGAUGAUGACGUAUCCAUCGACAACUAUAGCUCCCACUUUCAGAAAGUCAUUAACAAUUAAUGGGAAUGUGGACAAUUCAAUAUCUAAGCAGUUUGCUCGAGUUGAUGUUAGCCAUAAUACUACUUGUACUUUGGGCUUGACUGGAUUGUACAAUCUGAAGAAUACGUGUUUUAUGAAUAGCGUUAUCCAGUGUCUGGCUCAUACUUCAGAGCUUGUUGACUACUUCCUCGGAGAUUUCCGGAAAGAACUAAAUUUUGGUAAUCCCUUAGGAAUGAAUGGAAAGCUUGCACUAGCAUUUGGAGAAUUGGUGCGGAAACUUUGGACACCAGGAGCUAAACCUGUGGAUCCAUCGGAAUUGAAGUCUGUAAUAUCUGCCUUUGCACCUCAGUUCAGUGGAUAUAAUCAGCAUGAUUCGCAGGAAUUUCUUGCGUGUUUGCUGGAUGGGCUUCAUGAAGAUCUAAAUCGUGUGAAGAGCAAACCUUACAUUGAAUUGAAGGACAUUGACGGUCGUCCAGACGAUGAAGUUGCGGAGGAGCAUUGGCGAAAUCAUCUUCUUCGCAAUGAUUCCAUAAUUGUUGAUCUCUACCAAGGUCAAUACCGUUCGACAUUGGUGUGCCCUGUUUGCAAGGAGAAGUCUGUUACAUUUGAUCCAUUUAUGUACCUGUCUCUACCACUUCCUUCAGCAACCAUGAGGCAAAUAACAUUGACUAUUUUUAGCACGGAUGGGUCCACUUCUCCUUCUCCAGUAACCGUACCUGUUCCCAAAGAUGGACAACUGAAGGAUUUAGUUGAAGCCUUGUGUGUGACUUGUGCUGUACGGGAUGACGAGACAUUGUUAGUUGCUCAGGUUUUUGAAUCUCGCAUUGUUGGUAUUCUGGAGGAUCUUUCUGGCACAAUAGAUUUGAUUAGAGAUGAAGAUCAACUUGUAGCUUAUCGAUUGCCAAAAGAGAGUGAAGGGUCCUCUUUGGUUGUGUUUACUCAUGAGCGUAAAGAUAAGUUCCAGGUUCGCUCACUUUUCCCUGCCAAGAAGAGAUUUGGUGUUCCUCUGGUUUCUAGGAUAUAUAAUUUGUCUGAAGGUUCACAGAUACGAAAAGAGUACCUCAGGCUACUUCACCCAUUCAUACAACCUGAAAAAGAGGGUUACCAUGGAAAACUGAAUCAUACGAAUGGAGAUGUCACUACGAUGCUUAAUGGAGAUGGACAUGCAAGUACUGAAAUGAAAAGUGAAGCAGCUGGGGGCAACGAGUUUCAGUUUUACUAUGGUGGCGGUUUCUCAUCUGAAAAUUUUUGCAUUCGAAUGGAUGGAUCAAUUCUGUCAUCUACUGGCUUGCAGGUUCUUGUUUCCUGGCCAGAAAAAAUUGUCGAAGGUGAUUAUAAAUCUUUUCAAUCGAGUGUUCUCCCUCAAGUUCGCAGGCGUGAUUUUUACUCGAGUAAACCUCAAGAGUUCAUUCCUCUGUAUAAAUGUCUUGAUGCCUUCUUAACGGAUGAAUCUCUUGGGCCUGAAGACAUGUGGUAUUGUCCCAGUUGUGGAAGACAUCAGCAGGCCUGUAAAAAGUUAGACCUCUGGAGAUUACCCGAGAUAUUGGUUAUUCAUUUGAAAAGGUUCUCGUGUAGUCAAAAUUCGAAAGGCAAGAUUGAAACGCUUGUGGACUUUCCUAUUGAGGGUUUUGAUCUCUCUGAUCACAUGGAUUACAAAAACAGCAAAGUUUCUCAUUGUUACUCAUUGUAUGCUGUUAGUAAUCACUAUGGUAGCAUGGGCAUGGGCCAUUAUACAUCAUACGUGCGGCUUGGAGGAAACAAGUGGUAUGAAUUUAAUGACAUUGGUGUCACCCGGGUUGGCAGUGAUAAGAUAAAAACAGCAUCCGCUUAUGUUCUCUUCUACAGGAGGACUGAUCUUAACAAUAUUAACCAUUAGUUUAUUCUUUUGGGAAUCUGGAUCGCAGAGGUAGCUCCCAAGCUGAUUCCUGAUUGUUUGGCCCGCCAUUUUUAUGUUCAGAUGUUUAUUGAAGAGAGCGGUAGAAUCUAUUCCAUUGUACAUAAUUACAGAUGCAACAAGAGAAGUUGAUGACAGAUGACUUUUUGGAAGAGAUAGGAGGAGAUUCGCAUUAGAUAACUUUUGCAGGGUUAAGACUUUAGAAGGGAGAUGCAGAUAGUUUUAGCCUUUUAGGGCUUAGCAUUCUAGCAGUAGGCAUCAUUCUUUCCUGAAAAAAUAGCAGUAAUUUGCUAUUUUGAUUUGGGAUAUAUACUCUUAAAACAAUUGAUUAAUGGCAGGCUAGACAAUUGAAUUAUGUCUAUGCCUACCUUUUCGGCAUCCAAGUUUUCUUCUUUUACCUAUAGAUACGCUACAUUUACUGCCUCUUGCUCUGUCCCAAAAUGAUUGAUCUGUAGAAAAAUGUAUGAAUUUGUAUCAUAAUCAUAGACCAAUCUGCUGGGUGUAAUAAUAGUAUUUCGGUCGACCAUGAAUCCAGUUCUAUUAUAUUUUUUUAAGAAUUAAAUAUUAAUAAUUG
Messenger RNA from Oldenlandia corymbosa var. corymbosa, 3823 nucleotides. The record is from the annotation of a GenBank genome assembly. NCBI's taxonomy places the organism in Eukaryota, Viridiplantae, Streptophyta, Magnoliopsida, Gentianales, Rubiaceae.